UUAUAACUUUCAGGAAGAAUCAUUAUAGUCAACCCGCGUAGUCAUCAUUAUUAGUUGCUAACAGCAAUUACGGGAUAUUUAUUUUCCAACAAUGCUGUGAAGAAACAACCGUCAGUGGUCCAAAAAUAUAAGCCUGGCAUCUUUAAUGAGUUUUUACAACCCGUGGUCAAUGCCAAUUGUGGUGGAUGUUUCGUCUCGAAAGUAUCACCAGCCCAGUAGUGCCACGACCCAGACAGAUGUAUGUAGUGUUAAGUCAUUAAAAGUCUAAGUAACAAGAUCAUUCCUCGAACUAUUUAAUUAAGAGAGGAAUAAGCAGGUGAAAUUCUGCUUUGAUGCAUAAAGGUUAGGAAGGAAGGCAAAACUACGAUUUUGCGAUAUAUUCAUUGAAGAAAUGGGACUCAAUUGUUGCAAAGAAAUAGCUGAUGCUGUAUUUAUCAUUCCCUUUACAGCUGGACGACUGCCCCAGUCAGAAUCGGAAAACAGACAAUCAGAACAGAAGAAAAAAGUUCACGAUGGAAGUAUAAGCGGUAUCAUCAUCCUAACUAGUAUUCUAGUUGUAACAUUUGUUGUUCUUUUUGGGAUCGCAUCUUUUGAGCAUCCUACUGACAAAACGUUCACCGGUUCUUCAGUUGGUUCUAAGCAAGUAUAUUUGAGCAUUUGCUUUCUCAUAGCAGCCGUAACUUGCAUCGUUUUCAUGAUUGUUCAUCGACUUAGGAAUAGCAUAGCGAAUGCUCACACACAAGAUCGAUUUUUUCUAAGGAUUAAACUAUCGUUUUUGUGGAUUUUUACUGGCAUCACUGUUUUCUAUUCGGCAGUCAAGAUCAUAAAGGCUAUAACUUGUCAUCCAAAGGUUACCACUUCACAUCAAAUCGGGUGCAAAAACUCUACUGUAUCGUCGCCAGAGUAUGAGAGUGUAAUCGUCAUGUACAAAAUUGUACAGAUUUUAUUCUGCAUAGUUCAGUCGACGUUUGUUCAUAGAUUUAUAAAUUAUAAUUUCUGUGUUUCAUGGAAAAUUUAUUACAGUCUUUUGUUGAUAUUCCUGGCUAACAUUUCGCAGUGGACUCAAUUUUUUGUUGAUGUUUACGUAAUGGAAGGCGGAGCCGCAACACCGUGUUUUGCAUACAACAAAACUAGUAUCGACAAUAAGUGCUAUGCAGCAACCGUGUUUGAAGCAGUUAAACCAUAUUGUCAUCUUAUAGAACUAGAAUAUUCACUGCUAAGUAUGAUGUUUUUAGCAGAAUUAUGGCCUGCACCUGCACAAAAUCAAAGUUCAAAUAAUGAACUAAUAACUAUACAAGAGAGUCGGUCCAUUGUAUCAUGUUCAACUUCGACUGGGGAUGACACAAGCCAGGCUCCAACGCAAUCAAUAACCAAUGGAGAAAAUUCGAACGACAUUGAACUACUUAUUCCUGAAAAAUCUUUUAAUUCAUUUUCCUCUUAUUCAGUUAUAUGUGUUGUGACUGGCAUUCUUAUCUGUGCCCCAAAUUUUGUAUUUGGAUUUCUCUCAAAAUCCGAAAACAUAUCUAAAGCGAAUAUUAGCGAUUCGGAUAUUCCUAUUUACUCAAAAUCGUCCUUGGCCGAGCUGUUAGGUUUCUCCUAUGAUAUAGUUAUAACCGUGAUUUUGAUUGUACUUCUCACUUUCUGCUUUCAUGCUUUAUCGUGGGGUUCUUAUUUUAAAGCCACGCGUUCCGUUGAAAUAUUUCACUUUCACCAAAAUAUACUAAUUAUCAGUUUCUUGGGAUCUAUUGCUUAUGUGUCUUUUGAACUUUUGUCAUGUGUUCUGUUGCUGGAAGUUUUUGGCAAAAACGGACUUAAUACGGUAAAUAAAGAUGCAUAUCUUUUAAUGGUAAAAUGGGGAAUAAAAAUUUAUCAACUUUAUUUGCAGGUUAUAUGCAUCUUACAAUUUGAUAAUUAUGAAAAAGCGAGGUGUGUUAAAGGAAAUAAGUUUUUGAUGAUGACACACAGUAUUUUUCUGGUGAUAGCGACACUUAAUUUUUGUUUUUGGGUUGGUGACAGUAUAUUUGAAGCAACAUCUUACGACAAUAAUGUUCUACAAGUUGUAUAUGAUAGGGGAGUAGAAAAACUUAUCACUCACUUUUUAUUCCCUUUUUUGGUUUUCUUUCGUUUCGAGUCCUUCAUCUGUUUCUACGGUAUUUAUAGAAAAAAGCAAAUAUAUGAAUAAGUUCUCGGCGGGACAGGAAUUUUUAGUUUGUAAUUGAUCGACCUUUUUAAAUGUUUCUAUAUUAAGAUAAAGAGAUGUAAUAUGAUUGCCAAUUAGACAACCAUCACUUAAAGUGCAAAUGCUGUACAUGUAAAUAAUCUUAGGCAAUCAUACGGCCUCAAAAAUUAAAACAUUAUACUUACAAGUAAUAUUUUCAAACUGUGUGAAUUGAUAACUUUAGAUUAUAACUAUUAUUACAUUGGUAGCAAUGAAUUACAUUGAUUUCCCAGUCAAAUAAAAACCGAUAAUUUCACAUGUGAAAUAAACGUAGUUAUUUCACUCUCUGACGUCAUACAACAAUAGGCGUUGUCAAGACGUCGAUAACGUCGGAUCAAAACAAAUUGUGAAUGCGUAGAAAAAGAUAUAGUUCCUUACAGUUUCUACUUUAAUUUCAUAAAAAAGCCAUUUGCCAAUGUAAUAAAAAGAAUAACUAAUCAAAGAAUUAAAAUAUCGAAAAAUAUUCAACUCGUGACCAAACAACACUGAUAAUUAACUCAUGCGCUACGCGCAUUCGUGAAUUAAUGUGUUGUUCGGUCACUCGUUGAAUAUUUUUCUCUCUAUUUGAAUUUUUCGAUUAGUUAUUCUAUAGUUAUUGAUGAGAAGAGAAAAUCCAAAACCUCGAGUCGAGUUUUUUUUUUUCUUCAUAAUAUUUUUGGGAAACUAAGAAAGUGGAAAAUUCCUAUUUGCUUUUUCAUAAAUUUCUGGUUGUAACAUGCAUCAUGUUUAACCCCGCCGCAUUUUUGCGCCUGUCACAAGUCAGGAGCCUCUAGCCUUUGUUAGUCUUGUAUUAUUUUUAAUUUUAGUUUCUUGUGUACAAUUUGGAGUUUAGUAUGGCGUUCAUUAUCACUGAACUAGUAUAUAUAUUUGUUUAUGGGCCAGCUGAAGGACGCCUCCGGGUGCGGGAAUUUCUCGCUGCAUUGAAGACCUGUUGGUGACCUUCUGCUGUUGUCUGUUCUAUGGUCGGGUUGUUGUCUCUUUGACACAUUCCCCAUUUCCAUUCUCAAUUUUAAGUAAUAACCGUUUAUAAGCUGGGAAAGUUUUUUUAAUUGCAAUAAACACAAUCAUUGGAAGGGGCCUCGGUGGCCGAGUGGUCUAAGUAGUCCAAUACUGAUGUUGUGAGUUCGAAUCCCGCACGGGACAGGUGCACUCGACUCCAAUCUUAAUUAAUCUUAAUUGACUAGGAUUGUCAGGUUCUCUCCGGGCACUCUGGCUUCCUCCCCAAUAAAAACUGAACGCCACGAAAUAGCACAAUAGUGUUGAAAGUGGCAUUAAACACCAAUCAACCAAUCAAUCUAUCACAAACAUUGAAAUAGUACAUCCCUCUUUUCUCACUUUAUUAGUUCAUACAGAGAAACAAAAGGGGUUUAAUUACAACUAUAUAAAGUAUAAAAAGCAUAAGAUUCUUAAAACUUAUGAUAAAAUGCAAUUUUUUUUUUUUAAUUUUCUGCUCAUUUACUAUGUUGAAAAAUUUUGUUACGCUGUCCAAACAUAUCAACGUAUAUAUGACACAAAUUGUCAGUUUAUUUCAAAUAAUUGUCCUGUGACGUUUUGCUUUAUUACAGAGACAUAGAAUUUACAAUUUUACAUAUAAAUCGUUUUGACUACAUUACAAAAAAAAAAAAAAAAAAAAAAAAACA
This is a messenger RNA of Mytilus californianus (California mussel), 3858 nucleotides long. RefSeq lists its product as uncharacterized. Gene Ontology annotation, biological process: proton transmembrane transport. Gene Ontology annotation, cellular component: membrane. The record is from RefSeq and is a predicted model, not a curated record. Gene Ontology annotation, molecular function: proton channel activity. Bases 392 to 2182 code for a protein of 596 amino acids. The transcript has 3 exons. NCBI's taxonomy places the organism in Eukaryota, Metazoa, Mollusca, Bivalvia, Mytilida, Mytilidae.